UUCUAUGUAUAUAAAUGUAUACACAUACGUAGAUACACCAGUACAUAUACACACAUACAUACAUAACAUACGUACACACAUUCAAACUUACGUACAUACAUGCAUACAUACAUACAUACAUACAUAAUUUCGUUUCCGUAUUGUUUGUUUGGUCUUUCGUCUUUUCGUUUGCUUUAAAGAAAACGGCUUUUUAUUUUUCGGAGCAAUGGAAAGCGGAGUAGAAGGAAACCCUACUCAAGGAAACAUUCAAGAGACUGGUGAGGAAAAAAGCGAUGUAAGGAAUGAUGCUGACGCAAAAGAAGUUGAGUUUUCGACGAAAUCCAUGGAAGGCAACACAGAAAGUGUAGCUAAUGGAGAACGCAAGAAGAAUGGAAAAAAUGGAGCGAAGGAAAAUGGCGGCAAUGGACAGAGAGAAAACGUCGAGAUCCAACCGUUAGAGCAACGGAUUAGCACCCAUAUGAAGACACCGUACAGUUAUAUUUGGCUUCCUUCAGGUGAUCCACACCAGUCGCUAUUUCGAAAUUAUAACUUCAGCAGAAAUAUUGUUAACCGUGUCUCGUCUACACAAAGUUCAUUUCGAUCGCUUAUACGCUAUACUCCAAUCUAUUUGUAUAAGUGUAACUGAGGACGAAUUAUACUCAGCCCUGAAAAGCUAUUUCCGUUCUCGUAAGAAGAAGUCAUACGCAGAUUUUCUUUUCUACCUUGCAGAAGAUGAGAAAUCUGAAAGACGAGCCAAAAGAGGCAAGUUCAAUACCAGAGAGAGCGUCUUCUAUACGGCCAUUGUCUUUUUGCACCUUGAGAAUUUCAAAUCAACUUUCAUGGUAGACAAUCCAGGAAUUAUCUACGCCCAGAUACCACGUGUCGUGAAAAAGAUUCUUUCGAAAACCUGUGACUCACCUGAAACUAUUGUAGAAAACUACAUAUUGCUCCUCAAAGCCUCUUGUUCACCAUAUAUAUGGCCAGUUCCAAAAUGGAACAACGAUUUUUCUGUAGUUGAAGAAAAGCUCAGAAUAAAACUCGGUUUCGACCCGCCAUUGAUGUUGCCCCCUUCUUUUAAGAAAGGCGAAA
Molecule: messenger RNA, 1068 nt
Organism: Octopus bimaculoides (California two-spot octopus)
Lineage: Eukaryota; Metazoa; Mollusca; Cephalopoda; Octopoda; Octopodidae
Biological process (GO): ubiquitin-dependent protein catabolic process; mRNA processing; protein ubiquitination
Cellular component (GO): nucleus
Molecular function (GO): ubiquitin protein ligase activity
Source: RefSeq, a predicted model, not a curated record